Molecule: messenger RNA, 1379 nt
Organism: Orbicella faveolata
Lineage: Eukaryota; Metazoa; Cnidaria; Anthozoa; Scleractinia; Merulinidae
Product: histamine N-methyltransferase-like
Source: RefSeq, a predicted model, not a curated record
UGCUUAUUUACUUAUUUUUGUGCUUGUUCGCCAGUGAAAACCAGCUUUGGGAUCAGACAUUACAAGUAACAUGUUUCCUUCAGCUUCAAAAGAACUGAAAGAAGAUCCUUAUCUCACUUCACUCAAAUUGUUUCGAAAGAAAUCUUCCGUUAGAAAGGUGAUCAUGGAUUAUGCUGAAUAUAUCGCUGCCCAUACAAUGAGACAUUUGUCUAAAGAUUGUCUGAAGUCUGCCGUGUUCCGAGUUCUUGGAGUUGGCAGCGGCCACGGUCAAACUGACCUGAGAAUUCUUGCUGCUGUCGCUAAAGCCAUCGAGUCUUCAGAGAAGAGAGGAGCAGUAAUACACUCGACAAUCAUAGAACCAAGCACCAUGAUAACAGAGUUUAAAACGACAGUGUCGUCGUGUUUGCCUCAGCCCCUCACAGAUCUAGCAGAUUUCUCGUUCCAAUGGCACGAGACGACCUUGCAGAAGUUCAUCGAUUCUUACAGUCCCGAAAUCGAGUGUUUCGAACUGGUUCAUUUUGUUGCGUCCCUUUACUACAUGGAUGCCGAGACAUCUUUGGUCAACUGCUAUAAGCGGCUCGUUAGUGGGGGAGCUAUCUUCUGUACCUUGGGACCCGAAGAUUCGUUUUUUCCCAAACUGUCCAGAAAAUUGCAGGGUCUUGUCGACUUGGGGUCAACAAAGAAGCUUCACACGGAAGUAGAUUUUAUUGACAUUACCAAAAGGAACAAUUGGAAGUAUGAAGAAUUGUCGAAGGCCCACUACACCGUGGACGUAAGUAGCUGUUUCGACGAAUCUUCCACUGAAGGGCAGCUUCUUCUCGACUUCCUAACGCACAAGCAAGAUUUCCGAGUCACGGCCGAUAGAAUGCUCUAUAAAGAUGUCAUGGAGUUUUUAAAUGAAGAAAGCUUCACCGAUGAAAAUGGAAAGAAGCUGGUUAAACCUGAAUUUAUCGCAUUUGUAAUUUACAAAUGACUGGCGUCGUCGUUUCAAAACAAAUGUUGAACUUGCACGUUUGUAAAUUAUAAGGAUGGGUCGAUCUCAAUACUCUUUGCGCUAGUCACGCAAUCUUCCUCCCCACGAACGUUCGUGGGGGAGGAAGAUUGCGUGACACCAAAGAACGUCUGAGGAGGUUAAGGCUUUCGUCCCCUCCUGAGCCCACGUUCCUUAUGUCAGCACCAAAGGAAGAGCCUAACUUCGUCUCCAUGACGUUCUCCACUUUUCAAAAUGACUGAGAACGGGGUUGAGGAAGAGCUCAGUCAUGUCGGUAAGUGUGUUUAUUAAGCAGGAUUGAAAAAUGAGAAAUAAAUGAAAAAAAAACCACACACACACACACACAAAAAAAAAGGUGAAGCAGUUAUUAAACAGUGAUUGAACUCUU